ACAUAAUCAAUCUUCAAGGAGCAGUUGAAAAACGUGAAGACUCGAUGCAUGUGUCACGUGCAAGUGUUCUUAGCGCGAUUUCUCGCUACCAAACUCUACCUCCUAGCAGCGCGACAUUCCACUUCAUUGAUCACCCUAAAAACGAGUUCCCAUCAAAUUCUCACACUUUUCCCCCAAUACAAGCCACUCGCUUCAUCUACACACACUGGAAUGCGACAAAGACCAAUACCAAGACCAGAAAUCUCCAUAAAAGCCAUACCCUUCAAUACAGCUACCCCCGUCACGACAACCGACGGCUUUGAGGACACGAGGCCCCAACUCCACCCGCCCCAACUUCGAAUAUCGACGUAGACUUCCAGAAUGGACUCGCCAUUUCCCUCUGCAACUGCGGCUCCCGAUAUUCCCACGCUCCUGCGCACCUGGUCCGGAAAUUUAACCCGCAACACGUCGUCCGCCUUUGCCAGCCUGCGCCUGAAAGACUACAUCCGCCUCGUCAUCAUCAUCGGCGGCUACUGCCUGCUUCGGCCCUACAUCAUGAAACUCGGCGCGAAGUUACAGAUGCAGAUACACGAGAAGGAGAGCGCGGAUAGAGGCUUCAUGGACCCGAACGAGCUGCGCGGCGCGAAGAUCGAGAUUCCGGGCGUUGAGAGCGACGAGGAUGAUAGCGGGGACGAGGUACACACGGGCGCAGACAUGGAUUUUGGGCGGAAGGCGAGGUUAAGGCAGAGGAAGUUUAUCAGGGAGGCAUUGGAGAGGGAGGAGCAGCGGUUGAGAGAUGAGGCUGAGGGGAGCGAUGCUGAGAUUGAGGAGUUCCUUGUGAAAGAGUAGAGGUGGGUGUAUGAAUACGUGGCCAGUGGGGGCUGUGAGACGGGGGAUUUGCAUUGCUGGCGCUAUGGGUGAAUAAUCAUCAGCGCUCUGAAUCGGCCUUUAAGUGGCCUGUGUGAGUAGGUCAUGCGGUACUAAAGGGUUUGGCCCCUUGGAUUUUCUACUAUACUUGAUUUUUUCUCUU
This is a messenger RNA of Mytilinidion resinicola, 1009 nucleotides long. Its product is annotated as DUF1531-domain-containing protein. Lineage: Eukaryota; Fungi; Ascomycota; Dothideomycetes; Mytilinidiales; Mytilinidiaceae. The coding region runs from base 361 to 828 and encodes 155 amino acids. The record is from RefSeq and is a predicted model, not a curated record. Gene Ontology annotation, biological process: protein transport. The transcript has a single exon.